AUGCUCAGAUCAAUUCGUUGCUCAAUUGCUAAACAAGCAACUCAUCAAUCCUCACUUAUCCCAGUGUACACACAUAUUCGUUUCAACUCACAAGCUCCUGUUCCUAUUAAUGACGAUGCUGCAUCAACUUCAACACCGGCCCCUCGUUUUCACCGUAUAGAUAAAGCUGGCUCGCAAGAACCAGCUGAUGCUGCCGAUGCCGCUGCAACAAUUCUUGCUGACUUGCGUGACUUGCAAACCAAUCCAAACAAGGCAACAUGGAUUGACGCGUUAAAGGAGAGGGAGAAACUUGAAGCUCAGGGUAAGAAAAUUGGAAGUUUUACUUAUGUUAACCCUAUUACCACCGAUGUGAUUGAAAAGACUAGAGAGGAUUCAUUUUCAUACUUGCUUUUACCUUUCAAAAAGGACAAAUGGCUCUGCGAUGCAUACAUUAAUGCAUUUGGAAGAUUACGUGCUGGCCAAUUGUUUCAAGAUCUUGAUGCAUUGGCUGGAAGAAUUGCAUAUCGACAUUGUUCACCUGCCGAACCUGUCAAUGUUACAGCAAGUGUUGAUAGAAUCUAUAUGGUGAAAAAAGUAGAUGAGAUUAUGAAUUAUAACUUUGUGCUUGCUGGAAGUGUGACAUGGACCGGUAAAAGUUCAAUGGAAAUCACAGUUAAAGGCUAUGCAUUCGAAACCGAUAUUGAGGAAUCAAGCUUGACCAAUGAAGGUGCUUUACCCGAUGAGAAUGUGUUUUUAACUGCCAAUUUCACUUUUGUGGCAAGACACCCAGUAACCGGCAAAAGUUUCCCCAUCAAUAGACUCCUUCCCAUAACUGAACAAGACUGGAUUGAUUAUCGCAAAGCCGAAUCCCAUAAUGCAAAGAAGAAAUUGAUGGCCAAGAACCACAGGAUGAUUGAACCAACACCAGAGGAGUCGAAAUUGAUAUACGAUAUGUGGAGAUCUACCAAAGCUCUUAUCGCAGAUGACAAGGUUGAACACAUCACCAAAUCUACAGGCGUCUCAUUCAUGAAAGAUACAAGCCAAGAGUCUACAUUGUUUAUGCAACCACAAUAUCGUAACCGUCAUUCCUAUAUGAUAUUUGGAGGCUACUUGUUACGUCAAUCUUUUGAGUUGGCUUACUGUACAGCAGCAACAUUCUCGGGAGCUGGACCCAGGUUCGUGAGUUUGGACUCUACUACGUUCAAGAGCCCAGUACCUGUGGGUUCAGUUCUCACAAUGAAUGCAACCAUAUCAUAUACUGAACAUCUUCAUGAUGAUACUGCAAAAGCUGAGUUGAAAGAACAAGAUGGUAAUAGCCACUCACCAUUUAAUUUCAAACUACCACCAAUGAACAAGAUCAGUUCCAAUCCAGAUGCAUUUUUGAAUGAGGCAGGUACAUUAAUUCAAGUUAAAGUUGAUACAUGGACACAGCAACUUGAAGGCGGUCCUACUGGAAAGCCAAGUAAAGAAGGAGGCAAGACCGCAGCUGGAACAUUUAUCUAUUCCUUUUUUGUUCCCAAAGACUCUUAUUCUGAAAGUGAAGUUGGCUAUUGUUCAGUGAUACCUCAAACGUAUUCCGAGAUGAUGACUUAUGUUGGUGGAAGAAGACGUGCUGGCGACACUGCACAAUACGUUGAAACCUUACCUCCAAGUAUUCGUUAA
Lodderomyces elongisporus is the source of this 1641-nucleotide messenger RNA. RefSeq lists its product as uncharacterized. Gene Ontology annotation, biological process: acyl-CoA metabolic process. The coding region runs from base 1 to 1641 and encodes 546 amino acids. Gene Ontology annotation, molecular function: fatty acyl-CoA hydrolase activity. The record is from RefSeq and is a predicted model, not a curated record. Lineage: Eukaryota; Fungi; Ascomycota; Pichiomycetes; Serinales; Debaryomycetaceae. The transcript has a single exon. Gene Ontology annotation, cellular component: mitochondrion.